This is a messenger RNA of Hemiscyllium ocellatum (epaulette shark), 1724 nucleotides long. RefSeq names its product coenzyme Q3 methyltransferase (gene coq3). Gene Ontology annotation, molecular function: 2-methoxy-6-polyprenyl-1,4-benzoquinol methyltransferase activity. Gene Ontology annotation, biological process: ubiquinone biosynthetic process. Lineage: Eukaryota; Metazoa; Chordata; Chondrichthyes; Orectolobiformes; Hemiscylliidae. Bases 558 to 1517 code for a protein of 319 amino acids. The transcript is spliced from 6 exons. The record is from RefSeq and is a predicted model, not a curated record.
ACUUGUUUUUGUUGAAGCUUUAUUCCUGAUGAAGGGCUUUUGCCCGAAACGUCGAUUUUACUGCUCCUUGGAUGCUGCCUGAACUGCUGUGCUCUUCCAGCACCACUGAUCCAGAAUCUGGUUUCCAGCAUCUGCAGUCAUUGUUUUUUCCUUGUUUUUGUUGAAGAUGUUCAUUGCUUGGCAGUGUGAAUGUUACUCUCUACUUCUUAGCCCAAGCUUGAAUAUUACCCAGGUUUUGCUACAUCUUGACUGGGCCAACUUCAAUACCUGAGGAGAUGUAAAUGGUGCUGAACAUUAUUCAAUCAUUUAACAAACAUUCUGACUUCUGACCUUCACGAUCAAGGGGAAGUGGUUAAUGAAGCAGCUGAAUAUAGUGGGCCUACGAUACUACCUUGAUAGACUCCUGCAUUGUUGUUCUCGGGCUGAAAUGAUUGACCUGCAACAACAACAGCUACCUUUUUUAUUUUGGGUAUGAUUCCCAAUUAGUGGAGAUUCCGCCCCCCGAUCACACUGACUCCGGUUUUGCUAGCACUCUGUGAUGCCAUAUUCAUUAAUCAAUGCUGUGGCUGCUGGGGUGUUUUCCUAUGUACAUGCCCAAAUCUCUGUGCUUGCGGCCAUCUGAUCCCACUGCUGUUGGAAUCAUGGAACAAUCCAGCUUUUUUAGAAAAUACAGCACAUCAAAGUCAACUGUGGAAUCUGAUGAAUUGGAGAAGUUUCAGGCUUUAUCACAAAAAUGGUGGGAUCGAAAUGGAGAAUUUGCAGCUCUACAUGCUUUGAAUGACCUCCGUGUUCCUUUUAUUCGAGACACAUUGUUGACACAUAGUGAAAGACAGCAAUUAGGACGUCCCCUUUGUGGCUUUCGAAUUUUAGAUGUUGGUUGUGGAGGAGGACUGCUGAGUGAGCCUCUUGGUAGACUUGGAGCGAUGGUCACAGGAAUUGACCCUUUGGAAGAUAACAUCCGACUAGCGGAAGUACACAAGUCAUUUGAUCCAGUCCUGAAAGAACUGAUUCAGUAUUCAGCCUGCUGUCUCGAGGAAAUGGCAAUGGAGUCACCUGGAAGGUUUGAUGCUGUUAUAGCCUCUGAGGUUGUGGAACAUGUCGGUGAUGUGGAAACUUUUAUCGGAUGUGCUGCCCAGGUUUUAAAGCCUGGAGGAUCACUUUUUAUAACAACCAUUAAUAAGACAUUCCUGUCCUACGCAUUGGCAAUUGUAGCAGCUGAGAAGAUAUUCAGAAUUGUACCAAAUGGGACUCAUGAUUGGGAAAAGUUCAUCAGUCCUAAUAAAUUGGAGACUCAUCUAAUUUCUAGUGGGUUCACAGUAGAGACUAUCAAUGGAAUGCUGUAUAAUCCUCUGUUUGAUUCCUGGAGUUGGAUUAUUAAUACUAGCGUAAACUAUGCACUGCAUGCAGUAAAAAAGAAAAUUGAAGAGAAAUCUGAUUUCAUGUCAGAAGGAAGUGACAGGAAAGACAAUGGCUGUGAUCAAUCAGAAUCCAAUGUUGGUUCUACAGUCCAGUCGUAGGAGAAUGAGCUAUUUGGUCUAGCACUGCUGCAAAAUGCUGCUUUACUAAUUUAAACUGUCUGAUAUGGUUGAUUAUCCUUGAUGGAACAUUUGCUACAUCAAGGUUUUUGCAUUUGGACAACAAAAUUAUAAUCAAUGAACAACCAUUUUUAAAUAGUGUGCUGACUGAUAAUUUCAUUGUAAUUAAAAUGGAGUUGAUUUCAAAAA